AUGCGAUCAGUAUGGGCGUUUCUGAUUCUGGUCUAUCACACGCACGGCGAACAACAAGCCCUUAGUAACGAGGAGCUCCAACAAGGACUAGAGUCCGAGAAGAUGCAACAAUGGGUCCAAUCCAUUGCCGAAAUACACCAGGUAUCAACGGACGACAUCCGGUCGCAGGUCCAGGCUAUAAGGAUUACCACGGAACCAGAAAUACCUAUGGUCCAAUCCGAGGUCGAUCCCGACAAGAACACAAGCUCUGCAAUUCAUCGACGAGAUGAUUUGCCAUACCCUGCCCCUCCUUUCCGGCGCGAAGAUCGCAACGACGAGGAAACGAACAAUCGUAUCCUCUUUCUACAUGAUAUGUGCGCUCGACAAGUGCCGCAGCCGGAUCACAGUCCUCACAUCGUAAAUACUUCAGGCUACAUCUCAUUCUACCGCGCCGCGAGCGCUACUUGCCUGCGUGGUAACAGGAUCAAAUACUUCUGCAGACUUCCAAACGAAUAUGGGCCACCUAGAUGGACUGAGGGAGGACGAACGGGAGUUUACCAUGUCCAAAGGAACACUGUUUGCCCUCGACGAACCGAAUGUCACGAAUUCAAUGCGUUCAAUUUCUUUGGUAUUAGACCUGGCACCUUCGCGUCGUGCGACGUUGUACAAGGGACUUCCGAGUCUUAUGUGGCAGGCGGAGUUACACACUGGGUCGGAGAAAUCGCGUUUACACCUGCGGAAACUGAAUUCCUCUAUAGUAUCGCGGAGACGGUCCCAGAUCACAAUCGGCGAACUGGGCCCGAAGUCAAGUGGACCUUCUAUCCGGGCUUUGGUGAUACUCUAUACUACUCUAAAACCAAUCGCUACGCCCUCCACCACACGCCGAUUCGCACGGCCCAUCACAAUAAACCCCCGCAAUUGCGCUUCGAGAGAUUAUAUUAUCAGACUACUGUUAUCAUUUGGUAUAUACUUACUAAAAAAUAG
Molecule: messenger RNA, 963 nt
Organism: Cercospora beticola
Lineage: Eukaryota; Fungi; Ascomycota; Dothideomycetes; Mycosphaerellales; Mycosphaerellaceae
Source: RefSeq, a predicted model, not a curated record